AUGUCGCCGCCUCCUGCGCCCCAGCCUCGCCCGGCGGCUCGGUCAUUCACACAAUCAACGAAUCGCCCACUAGGUGUCCGCCAAACCACACUAUUUGGUAUGGUUGCUAGAAACCCAGAAAAUCAGCCACCGCGCGGUGAACAGGUGUACUCCCCGCCUGAGAAGAGCGAGCCACCUACUCAGCAUAAACUUAACCAGGAAGCCUUGGGUACGUGGGUUUACCCUACAAAUCUGGGUAAAACUCGAGACUAUCAGUUCAACAUUGCACAGAAAGGCCUCUUUCACAAUUUGCUUGUAGCUCUACCCACGGGUCUUGGAAAAACGUUCAUUGCAGCUACUAUCAUGCUCAACUGGUUUCGAUGGACGAAGGAUGCUCAGAUCGUCUUUGUUGCGCCUACAAAACCGCUAGUUGCCCAGCAGAUUUCUGCAUGCUUUGAAGUCGCUGGAAUCCCGAGAUCCCAGACCACUAUGCUCACGGGGGAGGCUGCUCCGGGAAUCCGAGCCGAAGAAUGGAAGGCGAAACGGGUGUUCUUCAUGACACCUCAAACCUUGAUCAACGACCUCAAAACCGGGAUUGCUGACCCGAAGCGGAUUGUCUUAGUCGUUGUCGACGAAGCUCAUCGUGCAACCGGUGGUUAUGCAUAUGUCGAGGUUGUCAAGUUCCUGCGGCGGUACAAUCAGAGCUUCCGCGUCCUGGCUUUGACAGCUACGCCAGGCUCAACGGUGGAAUCUGUUCAGGCUGUCAUUGACGGCCUCGAUAUAUCGAGAGUCGAGAUACGGACAGAGCAGUCACUCGAUAUCAGAGAGUAUGUCCAUUCGAAAGACACGGAUGUGCAGACGUUCCAGAAUUCAGAGGAGAUGGUCCUUUGCAUGGACCUGAUGUCGAAAGCUCUACAGCCACUUCUUGAUCAAUUACGGAGUACAAAUGCCUAUUGGGGCCGUGACCCCAUGGGUCUCACAGCAUACGGACUCACCAAAGCCAGACAGCAAUGGAUGCUGUCCGACUCCGGCAGAAACGCCCAUUUCGGCGUGAAGGCCAAAAUGAAUGCAAUAUUCACUGUUUUAGCCAGCUUAGCUCAUGGCAUCGAUCUUCUCAAAUACCAUGGGAUUACACCCUUUUACCGUCAUCUUCUGCAUUUCCAAUCCAACACCGAGGGACAAAAGGGCGGCAAGUAUCAGCGGCAAGUCGUUCAGGAUGAGAGCUACAAAAAGCUCAUGAACCAUUUGCAGCCGUGGACAAAGAAUCCAGAGUUCAUUGGACACCCCAAGUUGGAGUAUCUGAAGCAGGUAGUGUUGAAUCAUUUCAUGGAUGCUGGUGAAGGCUCUGGGGCAGACGAAAACAAGGAUCAACCAGCCACUCGCGUGAUGAUAUUCGUACACUUCCGUGAUAGCGCAGAAGAGGUCACGAGAGUACUCAAGAGAUACGAGCCCAUGAUUCGGCCCCAUGUCUUCGUGGGGCAGAGUAGCGCCAAAGGCUCGGAAGGAAUGGGACAGAAAACACAACUCGACAUUGUGCAGAAGUUCAAAAAGGGUACCUACAACACCAUCGUUGCAACUUCAAUCGGCGAGGAAGGUUUGGAUAUCGGUGAGGUAGACCUCAUCGUGUGUUACGACUCUUCAGCUUCGCCUAUUCGUAUGCUUCAGCGCAUGGGACGUACCGGUCGAAAGAGAUCGGGAAAAAUCACACUCCUACUCAUGCAAGGCAAAGAAGAAGAGUCCUACAUCAAGGCCAAGGACAAUUACGAAAAGAUGCAGCAGAUGAUAGCCAGUGGCACCCGAUUCACCUUCCACGAUGACAUGUCUCCGCGGAUCUUGCCCCCGGGUGUGCGGCCUGUUGCUGAUAAACGAGCGAUUGAUAUUCCCGAGGAGAACACUGUGCGAGAUCUACCAGAGCCGAAACGACGCGGCCGGGCACCGAAGAGGCCGCCGAAGAAAUUCCAUAUGCCUGAUAAUGUCGAAACCGGGUUCACUACGGCAUCGCAUUUGGCCGGGACCUCGAAGCGCAGAGUACCAAAUAAAAGUAAGGCUCGAACGCCGACUCCAGAGCCCGUGGAAUUACCGGCGCUUGAAGAUGUCCUGCUUACCCCGGCGCAGCAAAAAGAACUUGAACUCCAUUACAGCAACGCCGGGCCCAGUGAAGAGCUUUUGGUCAGUUAUCCCAGAAGCGACGCCUUCCCACGCCUUCAGCUCGCGCCUAGACCUACGAAAGCGGUUAGGCACGGGUCAUUAACUCGUCGCAUGAUUGAAACGUUGCAGAAGAUGGACCAGAUCACUCCAGACUGUGGAGAUCGAUACAAGGGGAUCUUAGCGCGUGAGAAAGCCUCCAUGCCAAAAGCCUCGAUAGUAGCGCCUAAGCCCAACGGCCGUGGGGAGGCUCAGUCGAGGACCAAAGCAAGGCACACAUCCAAGGUGGUGUCAUCCAAGUCAAGGAAUCAGGAAGAGCAGGAUGUGACUGAAGUACAACGAACCCCACCAGGCAAGCACUCAGUAUCAGCGACUAACGCUGAAGUGGAACCGUUCUACUGCUCGCAGAGGACCCAAGAUGGAGAUACAGACGAUGAUUUUGACCUUCCUGAUGUCUCUACUCUGUUGAAUAGGAGUGUGGAGAGGCCCUCGACACGGGGCCGGUUUGUUCUGGAUGAUAGUGAUGACUGA
Aspergillus niger is the source of this 2655-nucleotide messenger RNA. RefSeq lists its product as uncharacterized. Lineage: Eukaryota; Fungi; Ascomycota; Eurotiomycetes; Eurotiales; Aspergillaceae. Gene Ontology annotation, molecular function: four-way junction helicase activity; hydrolase activity; 3'-5' DNA helicase activity. Gene Ontology annotation, biological process: replication fork reversal; double-strand break repair via synthesis-dependent strand annealing; interstrand cross-link repair. The transcript has a single exon. The record is from RefSeq and is a predicted model, not a curated record. The coding region runs from base 1 to 2655 and encodes 884 amino acids.